AUGAGACACGAAGGUCUUACAAAGGCGCAGAGCUCCCUCCUUUCCCAGGCCCGUAUCGGGGAUAUAGGCCUCCGGGACUACCUGUUCAGGGUGAAAGUCCCGGAGGUCCGUACCCCUUAUUGCGAGUGCGGGAAGGGGCAGGGAGACAGUGGAGCACUUGGUGGUUUGGUGCCCCGACCCGCCGUUACAAAGGCCGUGGGACGGCAGAGAGAUUCGGUCACAUCGGGACCUACAAACCGUAUUACAGGGGAGGGGCCGCUGACUUCCCCAAUGGUGUCGAGGACCCGGGGGGUCGGCUCAACGUCGUCUGGGGGUAGUGUCAACAGUAUACCGCCACCGCCAGCCCGACCUCCGCCUGCCCCGCCCAUCCUCUCCCAGGGUCGACGAACUCCCCGCAUACCGGAUGUCCUGAGCGGCAACUCUCUGCCCUUGCCUAGAGUCCGCCCUUCCCGUUCUCGCACAGCGAGUGCCACGGGGAGCUCUCGCCAGAAGCCGAGCAACUUGGCCCCCAUUGACGAAUGCCGUUUGAGCCACUCCCGGGAACUGACCCCGCCCCUGCCAAACCGGUCGCCAGUCUCAGCUCUGCCGUCAACUUUGCCCUCAGUUCUACCGUCGGCUCUACCCACGGCUCUGCCCCCGGCUCUUCCUCCAGCUCCGCCUGUAGUUGUACCCCCAGCUCCCUCCCCAGCUCCUAAAACCCAGCAAGAAGAGUGGCUCCAUGACUGGCAGCAGGAAGUUCCCUGCGAACUUGCGAAGUCAGUAGGGUGGCAGAACUCGCUCUACCCGUACGCCGUCGACCCCCUGUACGAUCCCCGGGCGCCCACGCCAACCUAUUCCAUGUUUCCGCCUCCCCGGUCUCUGCCCGUGUCGCCCAUGCCGCCGCCACGAUUUGUGUCCCCGUCCUUCUGCCACCCCAUCAGCCCGGAGCGCGUUUUCCUUCAGCGGGCUGGAGUUCUGGAUGCCGAUCACUCGCGUGUCAGUACUCAUGGCAGGCCCCCUCUCUUAUCAUCAUGCCACAACUGGGACCCCCCCAACCGCGCCCGCGCCCAUAACCUCGUCAACUCGGCUAGGCUCUACCCCGCCGGCCAGACCGGCCCAACAGUCGGUUCCGUGCCCCGGCCCCGGCCCCGGCUUCAGCCCACGACGGCAACAUCCAGUGCUAUGUCUAGCUCUGUCGCCGCCCCCUCGCCGUUCCUGUUGAAUCCGCUUGGCCCGACCUGGACCGCAACCUCGACUCCGACUCCGACUCUGACUCCGACUUUGGCUCAGGCCCAGGCUCGAGCCCCGGCCCCGGCUAUCAGAGACUCGACUAUGUUCUCGACUGGUCGGUUUACCUAUUACCCCGUGAUGAGCCCGUAUGAGGCCGAGGCGGCGCUGGGUUCUGGCGGUGUCAAUAUGGGUGUUUACCAGCGUGUUAAUUGUGCCGAGCAAGAAGAGCAAGAGGGUGGUCAGUCGGAGCAGCUGGAUUCUCGCAUGUUUCCGCUGCUGGAUCAUGACUUGAUGUCGGCUGAGCAGGCGUCAGCGGCGGUUGCUGCGGCUAGGGUGGUGCGGAAUACCAUCUUUAUUGAUCGAGGGUUUGAUAUAGAGGGUGUGAGCCGGGCUUCGUCUUAUUAUGGGGGGGACGAGGGUGAGGGUGGAUUGGAGGUUGUAGAAGCUGCGGAGACUAUGGAGGCUUCGGAAGAGGCAAGGGCCGCGGAGUGCAUCGUCAACCAGGCUUCGGUCUUUCAAUUUGCCACAAUCUCCAACACUGGUACUCGCAAAAAGGUUCCAUGCGGCGAAUCCAACAGGAUCCAUGUGACGAAUCCAACAGGAUCCAUGUGGCGAAUCCUACAGGGUCCAUGUGGCGAAUCCAACAUCUACAUCUCUUGGAGCGAGAAUUGCAUUAGCCUUUGA
Molecule: messenger RNA, 1893 nt
Organism: Chaetomium globosum CBS 148.51
Lineage: Eukaryota; Fungi; Ascomycota; Sordariomycetes; Sordariales; Chaetomiaceae
Exons: 5
Coding region: 1-1893 (630 amino acids)
Source: RefSeq, a predicted model, not a curated record